This is a messenger RNA of Cladocopium goreaui, 1953 nucleotides long. Lineage: Eukaryota; Dinophyceae; Suessiales; Symbiodiniaceae. The record is from the annotation of a GenBank genome assembly.
AUGGACUUGCCCGGCUGCGUGCCGGUGCUCCCCGGCAAAGUGCCGUCCGGUGCGUCCGGUGCGUCCGGUGAUGCGCUGACUGCGGUGGUGGAAAACGACCUGCCAGCAGCGAUCCAGUUGCAGAUUGGCACGGAGGUGAAGGUCCUCUACCCCGAGGGACGGCACAGCUUCCAGAUGAACCUCUCCCAGGUGACGGAGCCAGGCGGUACGGUGCAGAUCUGCUUGCGGGACGAGCCAAGGAUCUCUGGCACAGACAAGGUCUUGUUUGGUGCGCCAAGGAUCAAGGAGUCUGCCUGCUUCACGUUGAGAGCCGGUUUCGCCUUUGGAUCCUUCGGUGAAGAGGUCUUGGAGUUCUUGCGCCUGGAGCAGAUGGAGGUCCACCGAGAGCGGGAGCUGAAGAAGGAGCGCGAAAAGAUGCUGCAGGAGCAAGUGGAACUCGAACGGAAGAACGGUUUGCGUUUUGGGUGCCCCUACUAUUUCUCCGCCAUGCUCUGCAGUGCUGUGGGCUUGGGACUGUGCGCGUGUGCGUCCAUAAUUGCAAUUCGGAAUGCUUUUACGGUGUCAUUUCUGAGUGUGGUGUCCGUCUUCUUUCUGGCCGUGUUGCUGUUUUUUGGUCUCAUGGCUCGCACUCGUGGCGCGGUGUUCCAUCUGCAGUCUUUGAGGUUGCUGUCCUAUCACUGCCCACUGGUAUGCAUGAUCCUGGGAUCCAUUUGCGUGAUUACAACGGUGAUCUUUUCAUUGAUUGAUGGUUUCUGGUGGUCAGCGCUGAUUGCAGUGCCAGCAUUUUGCUAUUUGGGUUGGAUGAAGUGGCGCUUCUGCAGUAAUUCAAUGGAAGAAGAGCAGGAGGCUAGUAUGGAGAUCGAUGCUCAAAGGGUAGCUGACCGCACCAUCGUGUUCCAUGGCAGUAUCCUCAAGGGAAGGGGAAGGCCAUGUGUGUGCAGCUGGCCUGGAAAGUAUGCAUCUGCUUGGGAUGCACUGGUGCAAUUUAGCCGCAAUGGCGACCUCAGCGCAGCUGUGGUCUUUCUGCCUCAGGGCUCUGAGAACUUUGGGAGUCACGACCCAAUCCCAAAGGCCGAAGGGAUAGAAGGGGACUGCUGGUGUGACCCCUUGUAUGGAGAGAAGAAGCCCUGGGGUUGUCGCUGGUGGAGCAAGUGGAUAGCAAACAUCGAAUUAGCAAUGAAAGAAGGUGCCAAUCUGCACGUCUACUUCUUCAAAGGCAUGAAAGGUAAAGGCAAAGUUGAAGAUUUCUCAACUGCUGGUAGAGAGCACUUGCAGCGAGAAGAGAUACAGCUCAAGAAGAAGGAACAUUUCCCGGAGUCACCGGAAUUUAAGGUGGCACUUGAAGGUGGCAUCCAAAAGCUUUCGAAGGAAGUUCGUGCAGAUGCCUCUUCACAGUACUCGCGGGAAGUGGAUCGGCUGUUCCUGGCCUGGCUUCCAGAUGAAGAGCGCAAGGUCAUAGAGGCGGCUGAAGGCCUUGGAAAUUCUCAGAAGGCCGAGGUUGCAUGGCUGAAAAGGAAAGGGUACGACUACACGGAGAUGGAGGUCGACGUCAGCCAGUGGAUUGGGGAGCAGGCCAUAUGGCAGUGGGAGAUGCACCUGUCAAAAGCUGAGGAGAAGGUGGAACAGAUGCUUGAGAACGCGACUGAUAGCUUCAUGUCAUUGCUCACGGCCACCAAUCAGCACCUUGACGCGGCGGUGGCGAAACAAGCCUCUCUGGAGGAGGACCUACGCCGCCUCGCCACUUCUGGGUCGGAACUGCAAGGUUGUAGUUCCUCAGCCUCAGAGAGCAGGACCCUUCCCAGCUGCAGGGGCGAGGUGAGCUUGCAGGAGUCUGUCACAAGAGAAGUGAGGGACUGCAUCAGUCGCGGCAACUUCCUGCAGAGUGACUCCCUAGGAGCAUGGGAGAAGCGCUUAAGGCGAGAGCAUCGCCUUGAAGCUGCAGCUCUUUGGGAG